AUGAGAGAAUCUAACUGUCAUAUUCUUCUUAUUCUUGACCAGGCUCCUACACAUGUCAUUCUCACUCUUUCUUUUACUAAUGUGAAAGUUCUUUUCCUACCAUCCAAAACAACAUCUAAAUUACAACCCAUGGAUGCUGGCAUUAUCACAUCCUUUAAGCUCCAUUAUUGUUGUCUACAACUUCAGCAUGCAAUUGAUUUAGAUGAAGCUGGUAAAGUGGAUAUUUAUAAAGCAAAAAUUGCCUGGAAUGAGGUGUCAGCUGAAACCAUUAAAAAUUGUUGGUUCCACACAAAAAUUGUAUCACCACAUGAUGAAACUGGAAAGCCUAUUUCCACUUCUAUUAUUAAUGAUCUUGAAAGUAUAGAAGAUGACCCAACUGAAGAAUUAAUUUUUGAAGAACUUUAA
Messenger RNA from Cetraspora pellucida, 405 nucleotides. Lineage: Eukaryota; Fungi; Glomeromycota; Glomeromycetes; Diversisporales; Gigasporaceae. The record is from the annotation of a GenBank genome assembly.